AUGACUGCAAUUGUCACUUUCUUGUACGUGGAAGGCAGCAAACCGUGGGAGUCAUACAUACAAGCGGAAUCUGAUGCCAACGCCAGCGAUACUCCGAUCUUUGACUUGGAUGAGCGUCAUUACGAGGGAUCUACAGAAUCCGAGGGGAAUUCAGCGACUUCAACAUCGAAGAGAGCGCAAGGCGAGUACAGGAAUCUUGAGUCAGACAUCCGUCUUGAAUACACUCUGCAGCGUUUGACACAUGUUCUUGAUGAACUGGAUGAACAGCUGGAGGGACGCGAAUUGUCGACUCUAGAUGACAGCCACCACGCAAGGUUCGUCGACCGAAAUGCCGAGGGACUCUUUCGUGUCUUAGGCUCUACGGGAGCCGAGGAUACGGGAGUGCACACCCGCAGUUUGGUCGUCGAGCCGACCCAUGACGAAUUGAUUCUGGACUCGGACGUAACGACGACGAGCAGCGACGAAAGCCCGCGGAAUUUGCAGAUGAAGUCUGCAAUGCCCAGCGUUGAAAAGAGCGAGGCGAUUGAAAUCGAGUCGGCAGGACACAAUCAUGGAGGUAACCAGCCUAGGCAAGGAGCGAUAGCAGCCAUGCAGAUCACUGGCUCUGCCAAGGAAUUGGUGAGAGAGAUACCGCCGGAACAACUGGCACAAGGAGUAUGGGAUCAGCAAACUGGUCAGCAGAUCACUGGGCUGAUGCUUCUUGUCACGACAUUAGCUCGUCGCUAUUCACCACUGGACGGUGAGGCGCAGACGAGAGCAGUGUCGGAUUUCUUGAAUUUCAGCCGAUUGCCCGGCGAGAGCAUAGAUGCUUUCCUUGUGCGAUUUGAUGUCUUGAGGAAUCGCGCUGCAGUGCGCGGUGGUCUGGGCGUAAAUCAUCAGGGUUUGUCUUGGUUGCUUCUUAAAGCCGUAGGCGUGAGUGUAGAUCAACUUGACCGGUUGUUGCAGCCUCUGAACGGUAACCUUCCGCAGGACGAAGCGCAGCUCUUGCAGCUGUUAGAAAGGAUCAGACGGCAAGGUCACUUGUUCGAAGGUUCGUAUCGUCAUCCGAACCAACAGGCAGGAGUUGGUGAUCCGGGCGCAUACAACUAUUUCCCCACUUUCGGUGUCUCUAGAGAUCAUUCAGCUCAUGAUGUGCCAGCAGAUCUCAGUGGGGGGCUCGGUGGACCAUGUGGUGGUCCAGGAUCGUGGAUGCCUGACUAUCCGCAUUCCGGCGGAGCUGCUGAGGAUAUGGGUCAGUAUGUCACUGGUCCGGGUGCUGGCUCAUCAGCUGACGGCGAGGAUCGGUGUAAUGUUUGCGGCUCGUAUUUUGACGAUUGGGAGUUCUCCUCGGCUACUGAGACUGACACGGGUUCUGUUGAUGAGGGUAUCAGGGCUUACAACACUGUCGAGGUUGACGGUGAAAGCCGAUCUGAUCCCAACUCGCGACAGAAUGAGUUGUAUCAGGACUACAUCUUGGCUAGGCGCCGAUGGAGGCGCUACACGGGGAAGCCUCCUCGGAGGUAUCGCAAGGCGAACUUCCGUAACAAUCGCUACAUUGGAAAACUCCGAAAUGGCCCGUACAGCCGAACCUACGCCGCUUUCUUACCCCCGAGUGCAUUCGCAGGGGGAAAGGGUUCUGGAAAGAGCAAAGGAUGGUCAAAUCCUGAAAUGCUCGAAGUGCGGGUCGGAGGAGCAUCUGUGGAGGAGGCGUUGCGUUCCAUUAUCAUGUUGGAAGUCAAGGUGCAUCUGCCUCGGUCAGACUUAGGACCGGACAGUCCUCCGAGAUGGAGUGCUGCCGAAACAGCACGAUCUGCUGUUGAGUCUGCUGGUGCACAAGAUGUCGACGACAACACUGUCGAGGCGCUACGUCCUGGUGUCCCGAGCCCAAAGCAUCCUCCGCCGAAUCGGCGUGGACCAAAUGCAGAUGAGAUCGAGCGAAACCGCACCGUGGUUCAGUUGAACAGUCUGUUGAUGGCCUGGUGGGAGGUGGAUGACGACGGUUCGACGUAUGAUGCAGCGUCUGCUGCUGAUGCCGGCAAUGCCAAGGCCUACCAUUUGCGCACCAGAUUAGCCAACGACCGGCCGGGAUUGUUGAUCGAUCCUGGAGCGCAUGAUAAUUUGGUAGGCGAGCGCACUGCACAGCGUAUGCAGGAGAUUGUUGGUGUCAAGGCCAAGAGUUUGAAGAUGAAUCGUUCCCUCUCAGUGGAAGGAGUCGGCAAAGACUCUCAACAAGCUGAUGUUGCUCAGCGGAUGACUUUACGUCUUCGUAGUGACGACAAUAAGCAAGUAGUUGGGAGUUUUACUGCGCCAGUUAUCGCAGGUUCUGAUUUACCGCCACUGUUGGGUUUGAAGAGUCUCAAGUCUUUCCGAGGAAUCCUUGAUAUGGGCAACAACAAGCUGUAUCUGCCUGGGCCAGCCGGCUGUGAGAUACAGCGCUGUCCGGGAACUGUAGCGUACGACUUGAAAAUGUCGGACAGCGGCCACUUGAUUCUUCCGAUAGAUUCACAUUUCAACGCGACGCCGACUGCGUCAUCAAGUGACCAGAGUGGUCUGGAUUUCCAAAUGUCGUGCCGUCGUGGCGAUCGCAGUGCGUCUCCUGAACGCACGCGGGUUCGCAGCGAGAUGUGA
This is a messenger RNA of Symbiodinium sp. CCMP2456, 2607 nucleotides long. Lineage: Eukaryota; Dinophyceae; Suessiales; Symbiodiniaceae. The record is from the annotation of a GenBank genome assembly.